CUAAUUGUUUACAGAGUUUUUCAGGUUGCUUGAUUGCUAAGGUGGUGCGCAUGCUCAAUUAAUUAAGUUGCUCUGUCAGCACAGUACAAGUAGAAACAAGUCUAGUCUCAGUCCAUUUUCGAUUUCUACAAAGCAAAGCGAUGGAAAAAAAGAAGGAUCAACCUGCCUGUUUUUUCCAGCCACACAUUAGUGUGAACAACUCCAGAUCUUUCUCAAUCACACCCAACGUAGGCAAGGCAGCAAGCAGUGGGAGAGUGUUGAUUACCCCAUUAAGAGCCCAGCAACCCUUACUGCCACAAAGCAACGCUGUUAUCCCCAAAGUAUUUUUAAAGGCAGUGUCUAAAGAAAAGAAGUCUCAUGCAAAGACCUUCACUUUGAGGAACGUGGAUAUGGUCGCCAUUACUACAGCAACUUGUCUCAAGGAAAUUAUCAGAGCUCAGCUUAAACAAGAAAUUGUACCUGACAUUCAUGAUUUUGAUGUUGGAUAUGUUCAAGGUACGAACGUUAUUAGUAUCCGAAGCUCUGAAGAUGUCCAAGAAGUGUGGUCUGAAUUAAAAACUUCUUCUAAGUUAAUUUUGUGGUGUGAUGGGCUUAAAGAUAAACCACAGAAACGAGAGCUCAAUUGCGAAUCAGAUGAUGAAUUAAGAACAACUAAGAAAAGAAAAACUAAAUCUCUCGAGAAAGAGGAUCGGGUUCAAGAGAUAGUUGAUAAUCUUAAAGAGAACCAUGGCUCUAAAUUUACUAUAAUGCAGCUACGUAUUUGGGCUGAGAUGAUUGUGGGAAAUAUGCACACAAGCACAGAUGAUCCUCCAAGCACAAGUAUGUUUGUUAGAGCUGGUGGACAGACUAAGAAAGCUACUGGGUUGUCUUCACCUUCAAUAACUAAAGCAAUUACUGAUGCUGCCUGUGCAAUCUCAAACGUCUUAUCACCAACGCAGAAUCUACCAGCCAAAACACACAAUGUGAGUGGUUGUAGUCCUGUUAGGGCUAUUGAAAACAGAUCCAAAUUGUAUAAACAGUUAAACGAGCUCAGUAAUUUAAAGAGUAGUGGAGUCCUCAGCGACCAAGAAUAUUUGUCUGAAAAGUAAGCUAUAAUGACCUUUCUGCAAGACAUAAACACUCGUAUUUAGUAAUAAUUAUUAUACAGGUUUACAUAAAUUGUGAAUUAUUAUUGAAUGUAUCCUGAGUGUUUGAUAUAAGAGAGACAGUCUUGCUUCGUUA
Messenger RNA from Halichondria panicea, 1221 nucleotides. RefSeq lists its product as uncharacterized. The transcript has a single exon. Bases 141 to 1088 code for a protein of 315 amino acids. Lineage: Eukaryota; Metazoa; Porifera; Demospongiae; Suberitida; Halichondriidae. The record is from RefSeq and is a predicted model, not a curated record.